Paramisgurnus dabryanus is the source of this 1883-nucleotide messenger RNA. The record is from RefSeq and is a predicted model, not a curated record. NCBI's taxonomy places the organism in Eukaryota, Metazoa, Chordata, Actinopteri, Cypriniformes, Cobitidae.
GCAGUUUCGACAUCUUCCUUCCUCUUUCUAAAACGAGUAAACCAGACAUAAACACGCACACAACAGUGUAUUUUUUCAUUUUGUCACGAAGCAUCCAUCAGCUUUUAUGAGAUUUAGCAGUUUGUCAUUUCAGAUAUCUGGACUGAAACCGCUGGAGAAAAUGAGACAAUUUCUGAUCUGUUUGUUGAUGUGGCAUCUGACUGGUGUGUUUGGUGCUGAAGUGAUGUCAGUGUCAGUGAUGGAGGGAGAUUCUGUUACUCUACACACUGAUAUUAAACUACAGAGAGAUGAUCUGAUACAGUGGAGCUUUCAAGAGUCUCUCAUAGCUCAAAUUAAUAGGGAAGCCAAUAAGAUCUCAAUAAAUGCUGAUGUUCUUGAUGGGAUAUUCAGAGGCAGACUGCAGGUGAAUAAUCAGACUGGAGAUCUCACCAUCACAGACAUCACAACUCAACACACUGGACUUUAUCAAGUAACCAUCUACAGCAAUCUGAAGAUCUCAUACAGAUUCAUGAUUACUGUCUAUGCUCAUCUGCCCGUUCCUGUCAUCAGCAGAGACUCUUGUUCAAGCUCAAAAUGUGUGUUGUUGUGUUCAGUGUUGAAUGUGAGAGAUGUGAGUCUGUCCUGGUACAAAGGAAACAGUUUAUUGUCCAGCAUCAGUGUGUCUGAUCUCGACAUCAGACUCUCUUUACCUCUGGAGGUUGAAUAUCAGGAUAACAACACAUACAGCUGUGUACUCAACAAUCCCAUCACGAACCAAACUCAACAUCUCAACAUCAAUGAUCUCUGUCAGACGUGUUCAGGUGUGUUUGGUGAUGAAGUGAAGUCAGUGUCAGUGAUGGAGGGAGAUUCUGUUACUCUGUACGCUGAUAUUACUGAAAUACAGAGAGAUGAUGUGAUACUGUGGAGGUUUGGAGAUCAAGAGUCAACCAUCGCUAAAAUCAACAGAGCAGCUAAUAAGAUCUCAAUAUAUGAUGAUGUUCUUGAUGGGAGAUUCAGAGACAGACUGCAGGUGAAUAAUCUGACUGGAGAUCUCAUCAUCACAAACAUCACAACUCAACACACUGGACUUUAUCAAAUGAUCAUCGUUAGACAGAUCUCAUACAGAUUCAUGAUUACUGUCUAUGCUCAUCUGCCCGCUCCUGUCAUCACCAGAGACUCAUCUUCAAGCUCAAAAUGUGUGUUGUUGUGUUCAGUGUUGAAUGUGAGAGAUGUGAGUCUGUCCUGGUACAAAGGAAACAGUUUAUUGUCCGGCAUCAGUGUGUCUGAUCUCAACAUCAGACUCUCUCUACCUCUGGAGGUUGAAUAUCAGGAUACAAACACAUACAGCUGUGUGGUGAACAAUCCCAUCACAAACCAAACUCAACAUCUCAACAUCACUGAUGUCUGUCAGACGUGUUCAGACUCUUGUCAAUGAUAAGACUGAAGCUGUGAUUCGAUUGGUCAUCUCUGCUCUGGUGGGCGUGGCUGCUGUAGCUGCUUCUAUUGUUUUGAUUUAUGACAUCAGAUCCAGAAGAGAUUAACAGAAGAGAAGAUCAUAGACAUCAGCAUCAGAUUCUCACUCAUUAAUCACAUCUGAGAGGCUCAAAUCCAGGUGUUUAGGGAAUAAAAUGCAAAAAUAUAAAAAACUAAUGACCGAAAUAUUAAAUCAUCUUAUUUUCUUACUUCCUUUGUAAUUCUUUUUUAAAAUAAUAAAAGUCAUUCUUGUUUGUGGAUUUUAAGGGACUUAAAAAUGCUUCUUGAUUCUGAUUGGUUGAUCUGUGGUUAAAGUCUUACGUCACACAUCUUUCUUCUGAUGUACACAACACUGCUGAAGCUCCUCUAGUGUCUGAACAUCAAAACAUAUUCAGCUUCUAACAGAGAUUAUAAUAAACAUCUUUAAAUCA